GGGGCCAGCGGCCGCGACAACAGCCUUGGCCGCGACCUCAACCGCAGUUUCCCGGAUCAGUUCAGUACCGGCGAGCCCCCCGCCCUGGAUGAGGUGCCCGAAGUGCGCGCCCUUAUUGACUGGAUCCGCAGGAACAAGUUUGUGCUUUCUGGAAAUCUGCAUGGUGGCUCAGUGGUAGCAAGUUAUCCUUUUGAUGAUUCUCCAGAACACAAGGCCACUGGAAUCUAUAGCAAAACCUCAGAUGAUGAAGUCUUUAAAUACUUGGCAAAAGCUUAUGCAUCAAACCACCCCAUAAUGAAAACUGGUGAGCCUCACUGUCCAGGAGAUGAAGACGAGACUUUCAAAGAUGGGAUCACGAAUGGCGCACAUUGGUAUGAUGUGGAAGGUGGUAUGCAAGAUUACAAUUAUGUAUGGGCCAACUGUUUUGAGAUCACACUAGAACUGUCUUGUUGCAAGUACCCACCUGCUUCACAACUUCGACAGGAAUGGGAAAACAACCGUGAGUCCUUGAUCACAUUGAUUGAAAAGGUUCACAUUGGAAUUAAAGGAUUUGUUAAAGAUUCAGUAACAGGAUCUGGUUUGGAGAAUGCAACUGUCUCAGUGGCUGGUAUUAAUCAUAAUAUCACAACAGGCAGAUUUGGUGAUUUCCACAGACUGCUUGUUCCUGGAACUUAUAAUCUUACUGUAGUUUUAACUGGGUAUAUGCCAUUGACAAUUAAUAAUGUAAUAGUGAAAGAAGGACCAGCCACAGAAGUGGAUUUUAACCUACGGCCAACUGUGGCUUCAGUAAUCCCUGACACUACUGAAGCUAUGGCAACUGCUAGCACAGUUGCUGUGCCUAAUAUUCCUCCUGGAACAUCAUCCUCCCACCAGCCAAUCCAGCCAAAGGAUUUUCACCACCACCAUUUCCCUGACAUGGAAAUCUUCUUGAGAAGGUUUGCCAAUGAAUAUCCUAACAUCACCCGGCUUUAUUCAUUGGGGAAAUCAGUAGAAUCAAGAGAACUUUAUGUGAUGGAGAUCUCUGAUAAUCCUGGUGUCCAUGAACCAGGUGAACCAGAAUUUAAGUACAUUGGAAAUAUGCAUGGAAAUGAAGUGGUUGGACGAGAACUGCUAUUGAACCUCAUUGAAUACCUUUGUAAGAACUUUGGAACAGACCCUGAAGUAACAGAUUUGGUUCGUAGCACUAGAAUUCACCUUAUGCCAUCCAUGAAUCCUGAUGGAUAUGAAAAGUCCCAAGAAGGAGACUCAGUAAGUGUAAUUGGCAGAAAUAACAGCAACAACUUUGACCUGAACCGAAAUUUCCCAGACCAGUUUGUUCAGAUCACUGAUCCCACCCAACCAGAAACUAUUGCUGUAAUGAGCUGGAUGAAGACCUAUCCAUUUGUACUGUCGGCAAACCUGCAUGGAGGUUCUUUGGUGGUUAACUACCCUUUUGAUGAUGAUGAACAAGGACUAGCCACAUACAGUAAAUCACCAGAUGAUGCUGUGUUUCAACAGAUAGCACUGUCUUAUUCCAAGGAAAAUUCCCAGAUGUUUCAAGGUAGACCUUGCAAGAAUAUGUACCCUAAUGAAUAUUUUCCUCAUGGAAUAACGAAUGGAGCUAAUUGGUAUAAUGUCCCAGGUGGUAUGCAGGACUGGAACUACUUACAAACAAAUUGCUUUGAAGUGACUAUUGAACUAGGUUGUAUAAAAUAUCCAUUUGAGAAAGAUCUGCCAAAAUUUUGGGAGCAGAAUCGAAGAUCUCUAAUCCAGUUUAUGAAACAGGUUCAUCAGGGUGUUAAAGGAUUUGUCCUAGAUGCCACAGAUGGCAGGGGCAUAUUGAAUGCUACCAUUAGUGUUGCUGAAAUUAAUCACCCUGUGACUACUUACAAAACUGGAGACUACUGGCGUCUCUUGGUUCCAGGAACUUAUAAAAUCACAGCAUCUGCUCGAGGGUAUAAUCCGGUGACCAAGAACGUGACUGUAAAGAGUGAAGGCGCUAUUCAGGUCAACUUCACACUUGUUCGCUCCUCAACAGAUGCAAACAGUGAAUCAAAGAAAGGAAAGGGAGAUAGCGCCAGCACUGAUGAUGCCAGUGAUCCAACUACUAAAGAAUUUGAAGCUUUAAUUAAAGACCUUUCAGCCGAGAAUGGUUUAGAAGGCCUCAUGUUAAAGUCCUCCUCUAAUCUGGCCCUUUAUCGAUACCAUUCGUACAAAGACUUAUCCGAGUUUCUGAGAGGACUUGUCAUGAACUACCCACAUAUUACAAAUCUUACCAAUUUGGGACAGAGCGCUGAAUAUCGUCACAUUUGGUCCCUUGAAAUCUCUAACAAGCCCAACGUGUCUGAGCCUGAGGAGCCAAAGAUUCGUUUUGUUGCUGGUAUCCAUGGAAAUGCUCCAGUUGGAACUGAACUGCUUUUGGCUCUGGCAGAAUUUCUCUGUCUGAACUACAAAAAGAACCCAGCUGUUACCCAAUUGGUUGACAGGACUAGGAUUGUGAUUGUCCCUUCUCUGAAUCCAGAUGGACGAGAGAGAGCACAAGAGAAAGACUGUACUUCAAAAAUAGGACAGACAAAUGCUCGUGGCAAAGACUUAGAUACAGAUUUCACAAAUAAUGCCUCCCAGCCCGAGACCAAAGCCAUCAUUGAAAAUUUGAUUCAAAAACAGGACUUCAGUCUUUCUGUUGCUUUAGAUGGUGGUUCUGUGCUGGUCACAUACCCAUAUGACAAGCCAGUACAGACAGUGGAAAACAAAGAGACUCUGAAGCAUUUGGCAUCUCUUUAUGCAAAUAAUCACCCAUCGAUGCACAUGGGUCAGCCCAGUUGCCCAAAUAAAUCAGAUGAAAAUAUUCCAGGAGGAGUAAUGCGUGGAGCAGAAUGGCACAGCCACUUGGGCAGUAUGAAGGACUAUAGUGUCACUUAUGGUCACUGUCCAGAAAUCACCGUGUACACAAGCUGCUGCUACUUUCCUACCGCAGCACAGCUCCCGUCCUUGUGGGCAGAAAACAAAAGAUCUCUUCUGAGCAUGUUGGUGGAGGUUCACAAGGGAGUUCAUGGACUUGUUAAAGAUAAGACUGGAAAGCCAAUCUCUAAAGCAGUCAUCGUACUUAAUGAGGGAAUAAAGGUACACACCAAAGAGGGAGGUUAUUUCCACGUGCUGCUAGCCCCUGGUGUCCACAACAUCAAUGCCAUUGCCGAUGGAUACCAGCAACAACAUUCACAGGUUUUUGUGCAUCACGAUGCAGCUAGUUCUGUGGUAAUAGUCUUUGACACAGACAACCGGAUAUUUGGUUUACCAAGGGAGCUUGUGGUAACUGUAUCAGGUGCCACCAUGUCAGCAUUGAUCCUAACAGCUUGCAUUAUUUGGUGCAUCUGUUCAAUCAAGUCCAACAGACACAAGGAUGGCUUUCAUCGGCUCAGGCAGCAUCAUGAUGAGUAUGAAGAUGAAAUUCGCAUGAUGUCAACUGGUUCUAAGAAGUCCCUCCUAAGCCAUGAGUUCCAGGAUGAAACAGACACUGAAGAGGAAACAUUAUAUUCUAGCAAACAUUGAGAAACACACUUUGCAAAUCUCCAAACAUAAAUACCAAGCAAAAUUACAGUUCCUCUUGGGAAACGCUAUGUUAAGAAGAGAUACUAUCUUGCUUCUUCAAAGAGCUUCGGGAAGUUAACUUGCAAAAUUUGUAUCCUCUGACUUCUGGCAGUUUUGGACUUCCCUUCCUUAAAGUACUCUUAAUCUUUAAAAAAAAAAAAAAAAAAAAAAAAAAGGUUUCUAUUUAUGCUGCAGAGAUGGGUCAGCCACUCUUUUUUUUCUUGUUAAUUUAAGAUGAGCUGUUUGGAACUUAUGUAAUAAUGGUGUAAAGCCAACUAGUAGAUGUUGUAUUUUGCACAUCAAGUGUUUACUAGUGGCUUCAGCUUUUUUUCCUUUAUUUUAAAUGGCCAAAAGAAUCCAGAAACAUUAAUGCAGGGACAGCAGUCAGAAUCUGACAUAAAGCUUUAAAAACUCAAGGUUUCCUCAACCUACUAAGGAGUACUUUUCUCUAGUUAUUAAAUAACUGGAGUUUCUCUUAUUCAGGUUUAAUGGAGGUUGGAUUGAUCUUUAAACAUUUAUAACAUUAGGAAAUGAAUAAAUGGGCUUCCGCGUUUGGCUUUCUGCCUGUUCCAAGGCUAGAUCAGAACUGCUGGGCUGUGCUCUAGGCAAGAUUUCACUACCUCUCUUGUAAGGCUUAGCAAAGUUCUAAACAUCCUCAUCAUAAGGGAGAAUUUUUUGACUGUUGUGACAGGUCUAAGUGUCCAGUUGAAUGGAGCUGAGAGGGAGAUCUAGCAGAAGCUAACUCACGUUGCCUAUCUCUUGGUGAAAACACACAGGUGCUGCUGCUUUUAUCUGUGAAGCACUAGUUUAGUCUAGGAAUGCCAAAUUCUUUAAUAUUUCCUAAAUUUGAACCUUUUUCUAUGUUGUACACUUAGGGCUUUCAGAUGACCCAGCCAUCUACAAGGUCCGAAUUCUACCGAAAAUAUCUGGAAGUGUGGAAGAGACUGACUUUCUUAACCUACAAUUGAACACAAAAUUAUACUUCGUGCUCCAGCCCAUGCCUACUCCCUGUACUGGCAUACUGUUACUGAAAUAGCUUGGCCGGUCUUGUUCACACAGGCCUCUGAAAGUGAUUGGGUUCUAUUGUUUCAUUUGACAGUCUUUUUGACCAACCAAUCUUGUUCAAAGUUCAGUUGAAAGCUUUUGAAUAUGGCUCCCUGCAUUUAAAAACAUGUAAACUGUGGACUGCCAUGUGAUAUAACAUUGUGGUGUGAAAGUGUCUUCCUCACUGCCGGUCGGGCAAAGACCUGAAAGAUUUGCUUUCUGUCGUGUCUGUCUUAUCCACGCUGUCCAGUGGAAAUGAUGCUUCUGUAAAUAUGAGUAUUACCAAUGAUCUAAUGGCUUAAUACCUUUGAAUGUGUUCAUGGCCAAGUUGCUGCUGAAUUUCUACUAAAUCAGGGGAUCCAAAAACUUGCUCUCAUCUUUUCAAGUUUUAGUCUCUAUCCAUCAAUGUAUUAGUCAUCCUAAAGCCUUUAUAUAGACUGGUUUAUCACCCUCUUGGGUCAUUCAGUCAGGUUUUGUGAGGAAUGCAUCCAAAGAGGCUUUAUAAAAAGAGAUUUCACGUAGAAGGAAUAAUCAGGUUGUGACAUUUGUUAAUACAUAUCUGCUAUAAAUUUGGGUGGUUCAAAGUUAAGCCAUUCUGGCAUUAAUCAUGGUAUUAGCAACUCUGAAUCAUGCCACCUCGCUCUCAUCCCACCGCAUACACAGAACAGAGCUUGUGGGAUGCUAACAGUAAGUGAAAUUUAUAUGAUUUAAAUUAUUCUAUUAAUCCUUUACAUUUUAUUUAAAGGGAUAAUAUGGUGUUAUUGCUAUUUUUUAGCUUUAUUUUUAACAGUGCAAAGUCAGAAAACCAACAAGGGGCCUACAAGUGGCCAGCCCUGCUUGGGAAAUAACAGCCAGGAAUGAAACAAAGUUGAUGUGACAGCUCUUGCUUUAUUAUUAGCAUUGGUCUUCUGGAGGCCAUGCCUUUUGAGAGUGUAUAGUGGGGGUUUUUUUGUUUUGUCUUUUUCUUUAGAAAUGAACAUAUAAAUAGUUCUUUUAGUAAUUGUUCCUGACAGGAAAACCAAAUUCUGCUAUAAAUCUUGAAUCUUUAAUGAAUUUCUAAAUAAUGCAUUUAGCUAGAAAACAAGGCCUUUUCAGCCCGGGUUACCUAUGAGCAUGAAUGUACAGGAUCCAUGACUACUAAGACUGUGUUCUCAGCCCUGCUCUGUCUUUGAUUUGUGGAUCUAAUCUAAUCUAAGACUGCAUUAACUGCUUACGGCAUUGAAGCCAUAUAAGAUGGGGAAUGCAUCCUUCAGUGUUGCCCCAGAGACUUUCCAUUUCCUUGGAGUCAUGGAGGCAAGUACGUAUCACAGUAUUGAGAAAUUUGCCCAAACCUGAGUUGUGCCUUUCUUUACUCACAAGGCAUGGCUUUUUGUCCUGGUGAUCAGUUUGUAAGCCUUCUUCUCUCCCAGCUCCUUAAUAAAAGCAACGUGAUUGAGUAGGAAAUGUUCCAAGUGUCUGCCUGUCUGAAUGUACUUGUCCUGAUUAUGGAAUUCAGUAAAAUAAGCCCAAUUAAUUUCAGAAGGAAAGACCCCUUGGUUUUGAUGUAUUUUGUAAAAACACUUGGCUAGGCCUAGAGUGGGGUCCUAUCCAGUUGAGGAAUGCUUGCUAUUCUCAUUAAUGAGAAGUUGCAUAGGGACUUCUGUCACUUUCUAGAAUGGAAACAUUGUGAUUUGGCCCAGUGUGACUGAUUGGUUCAUCUUUGGUAAUUUUCAUAUGAAUGAUAUUUGCUGAAUUGAUGAAUAUUGAACUUAAAAGUAAUUAUGAAUUGACAAAUAAAUAAAAGGCCGUGCUUAUGUCUGAGCUUACUGUGUUUCUGAGCUAACACCAGGUUACUCAGUUACCAUGACCUGUCCCUCCCCGACCCCCCAUUCAUUGAUUUCCAGCACUAAACAGUUUUUUCUGUUUGUGCCAGGUUUUGUCCCUGCUGUAUUAGAAGCUCCUUGGCUAUGAAUGCUGUAAUAGUGCCAUAUGUUAUGGUUCUCUGGUGGAAUUGUUCUAACAGUAGCAACCCAGCAUUUCCCUGCUGUUUUCAUUUUAUUGUUAUUACUGAAAAUUCCACUAUGGUUGAUUAAUGUUCACUGAUUUUUCUACCUAGCAAGCAACUUUUUGGGUAUCUGAUUUGUUUUAAUUAAUUCAGCUCCGGGGGUCCUUGAUUAAUGUCAGCUGAACUUGGAUUUCUAGUUAAUGAAGAAAUCUCUCCCAACCCCCCGUUUCUCCUAUUUUUAGCAAUAACUCCAUGAUUCCACUUGA
Molecule: messenger RNA, 6861 nt
Organism: Tupaia belangeri chinensis (Chinese tree shrew)
Lineage: Eukaryota; Metazoa; Chordata; Mammalia; Scandentia; Tupaiidae
Gene: CPD
Product: carboxypeptidase D
Biological process (GO): protein processing; peptide metabolic process
Molecular function (GO): metallocarboxypeptidase activity; zinc ion binding
Source: RefSeq, a predicted model, not a curated record